AUGCCCGUCACUCUUAUCACAGCUGAGCAUCCCUCUAACGCAUGGCGAUACCCAAAAGUCCCCACUGCUGAAGAGUUAUUCGAAUACUCAUGUCGCGAAGAACAUCGCCGCUGCCAGAAUUUGAUACAAGACUCAUACCCGACGAAUCUCUUCAACACCUCUCAUAUCUCGCCCUCCGAGCAUGGCUUUGUCUGGGCCGCGGUCCACGCCUACAAGAAAUCAUCAUCACUUGACCAUACGCCCUGA
Molecule: messenger RNA, 246 nt
Organism: Penicillium waksmanii
Lineage: Eukaryota; Fungi; Ascomycota; Eurotiomycetes; Eurotiales; Aspergillaceae
Exons: 1
Coding region: 1-246 (81 amino acids)
Source: RefSeq, a predicted model, not a curated record